This is a messenger RNA of Rhopalosiphum padi (bird cherry-oat aphid), 1050 nucleotides long. RefSeq names its product zinc finger MYM-type protein 1-like. The coding region runs from base 1 to 1050 and encodes 349 amino acids. The record is from RefSeq and is a predicted model, not a curated record. NCBI's taxonomy places the organism in Eukaryota, Metazoa, Arthropoda, Insecta, Hemiptera, Aphididae. The transcript is spliced from 3 exons.
AUGAUAGUGUGGAAGAAAAAGUGCAAGACUACAGUAUUGAAUGAUAACCAAAUUGAAAAAUGUGUAUUAUUUUCUAAUAAUAAUGAACUAGUUGUAUCUAACAAAAAUAAAGAUAUUGAUAUAAAAGAUCGAGCAACAAAAUGGUUAAUUUAUUCAGUUUCAAUCGAUAAAGUGUUUUGUUUCUGUUGUAAACUUUUUUCAAAUGCCAACUCAAAUAUAAGCACAUUGGCCACAGAAGGUACAAAUGAUUGGAAACAUUUGUCAGAAAAGUUAAGUUUACACGAAACCUCACGAUCGCAUAUUGACAAUGCAUAUGCUUGGUCUGAGUUAAAAAUAAGAAUUUGUAAAAAAGCAACUGUUGACCAUAAUCAUCAAAUGAUUAUUGAAAAAGAAAAACAACAUUGGAAGGAUGUUAUUAAACGAAUAAUUGCAGUAAUGCGUUACUUGGCAAAGCACUAUGUUGCAUUCAGAGAAAUGCUAGGUAAAUUUGAUCCUGUUAUGAUGAAACAUUUAAAACGUAUAACAAAUAACGAAACUCAUGUACAUUAUCUUGGACCAAGAAUACAGAAUAAUUUAAUCAAAUCUAUGGCCUCAGAAGUAAAAGAAGAAAUUAUAAUAAAGAUAAAAUCAGCGAAGUACUAUGCUAUUAUUAUGGAUUGUACACCUGAUGUAAGCCAUGAAGAACAAUUAUCAAUUAUUAUAAGAAUUGUAGAUAUGGACUCAAACAAUGAAAUUACAGAUGUUGAAAUAAAAGAGUAUUUCAUGGAUUUUAUAAAUAUUCAAUCAUCCACGGGAUUGCAUUUGGCAGAUAUUCUUAUAACAAAAUUAAAAGAGUAUCAAAUAGAUUUAGCUGAUUGUCGUGGACAGGGGUACGAUAAUGGAGCCAAUAUGGUAGGCCAAUACCGUGGAGUUCAAGCACGUAUUCUUAACCAAAAUCCAAGGGCAUUAUUUAUGCCAUGCACAGCACACAGACUAAAUUUAGUCCUUGGUGAUACCGCAAUAAGUUCUACAAUAGCAGCGAACUUUUUUGGCACAGUAGAAAGAAUUUAA